Paramuricea clavata is the source of this 4843-nucleotide messenger RNA. NCBI's taxonomy places the organism in Eukaryota, Metazoa, Cnidaria, Anthozoa, Malacalcyonacea, Plexauridae. The record is from the annotation of a GenBank genome assembly.
CAGGGUUUGGCAAUUGGCACAAUUUCACGAUAAAUAGUGCGUCGAAAAUGGCUUGGCACCGUUCAAUGAUAACAUUUGUAAGUCUUGUAAUAGUUGUAUUACAUCUUUGUAUGAAUACAGUUACUUCAACUAAUGCUAGAAUUCAGCAAUCUAUCAACGUAAAUGUGAACGGCUUAAAUAAUUACGAAAAGUGUCCGACAUCAAAGGAGGGCUGUUCGCUCAUGUCAGCUUUGCGUGCCGUAGCUGUUCAAGACAAAUUCAAGAACUCCACGACAAUUCGGAUCAGUUCAGGGAACUAUACUUUAAAUACAAGUUUUAUAUUCGAAAAUAUGAACAGUUUAACAAUCACGGGUGAAUCUAGAAACAUCACAAAUGUGAGUAUACAAUGUUCGGGAAACUCUUCAGGCUUGGCAUUCAUCAGAUGUCGUAAUACUGCAAUUCAGGAUGUUUCUCUGGUAUCAUGUGGGACACUUCACAACAGUUCAUCCUACAAUAAUCCUCUAUUUUACUCAGCGUUAUUUGUGAAGGAGAAUACAGAUUUCAAGCUGCAGGAUAUUGUUAUUGAGAAAAGUUUGGGCAUUGGUGUGACUAUGUAUGACACUACAGGACAUGUAAUUAUUGAUUCUGUCACUUUCGAGAAUAAUGGACCAAAUUCUUUGAAUUGUCAGUACCAGGAAUCCAUGGAAAACGCAAGGAACUUACAUAAUAUGGCUAAAGCUGGGGGAGGGCUAUACAUUGAAUUUACAUAUGAUGAAAGUGAUAGAAAUGAUUUGAAGAACAGCAUUAGCAAUUACCAUGUAUUGCAAUCAAUUUUUAAAGGAAAUAUUGCACCUUAUUCAGAACUUGUAAAUGGCAGAUUCAAACGUCCAGGAGGACUGAAGCAUAUUGGUUUUAGUCGCGGCGGGGGACUGUCUAUAUACAUCCGAGGAUCAGCAGAAAACAACAGUUUCUUUAUUGAUUCAUGUAUCUUUGAAGACAAUCAAGCAAUUUGGGGAGGUGGAUAUUUCAUUCAGUUCUUGGAUACUGCAAAUGGAAAUAAUAUCAAAAUUACCAAUACUAAUGUGACUAGAAAUAUGGCAUGCUUUGGUGGAGGGGCUUUCCAGUUAAGUAUUAUUUCAUCAAUAAACCAAUCUGAUAGUCAGUAUAUACCUAAUAACAUCCUCAGUGCAUUUUGUUGGUUUUCCAAUAAUUCUGCUGCGUCAGGGGGAGGCGGGACCAUUUUCGGCCGGACAAGUUUGGGCCAUAUUGACAACAGUUACUAUUUUAAUAACUGCACUUGGGAGGCCAAUGAAGCCACAACUGGUUUUGCUUUAACACUAAAGUUAUGGGAUUAUGAUCAAGGUUUGUUUGGACCAAACAGUCCUUUUAAAGUCAAACUUUCAGAUUGUCACAUCAUUGCAAAUACCAUGAGAGAUGUUUCAAAAUAUGGCUGGGGUGUAGGAACUGUUUAUGAUUUUCUGGUUCCACUUUUCCUCACAAAUGUUCAUUUUAUUGAGAAUACUAACACAUCAUUGAUCCUUGACACAUCGUCAGUACAAGUAUAUGAAAAUGUAACAUUUACCAGAAAUACUGGUUAUAAAGGUGGGGCUGUCGCAAUGUAUGGUGAAGCAUCAUUUCUUUUAAAGAAAGGCUCAAGGCUCACUUUUGAUGGUAAUACUGCAUCUGAGAAUGGCGGAGCUAUAUUUGUUGAAACACCCGGACCAGAUAGUGUACCGAUUGUCAGAAACAAUUAUUUGCAAACUCAUGAAUGUUUCUUUAAGUAUGAAGAUUCAACGAAACAUCCAGAUGAAUGGGAAACAGAGGUGAUCUUUAUUGAAAAUAAAGCACCAUAUGCUACAGGCUAUUCGAUAUAUACCAAUUCUCUACGUGAUUGUAUACGUCCCAAUGAAGAUAUGGUUAGAGUACUAGAGUGGAAAGGCUUUCACUAUUAUCAUCAGAAUGCCUCAAACAGCACAGUAAAGCGACAUUUUGAGAUUGUCACAGAUGCUAUCCACAUAAAUUCUAAGAAGUCAGAUUGGUCUGUUCCACCAGCCCAAUUAUUCUCACCACAAGUCACAUUACUUGAUGAAAAAAAUAAUUCAGUGUACGGAAUAAUCCAUGUUAGCAUACACCCAGCUAAUGACCCAUCUACUGUAACAUUGGGAACACCGUCCUCCUUGUUUCUUGUCAGGAAUAAUAUCUCUUUUAUUGACUUGAAAGGAAAAUCAGGAACAAACUUUUCUGUUGAUUUUAGAACAGUUGGUGGACAGUUUGUUCAGAGAAGAUUAGAAAAUGUAGAGUUGAAAAAAUGUAAUCCAGGGUUUGUGUUGCAAGGGAAACAAUGUGUAUGUGCUUCAGUUGACAGGCGUCAAGGGGUUUCGCGUUGCAAUGAAGAACAUUCUGUUGUGUACCUUGAAAAGGGUUACUGGGCCGGAGAGGUUGAGGAUGACAGAGGUGAAACAGUAUUUGUUACAGCACAAUGUCCAACAGGAUAUUGUAAUUGUCUCAAGCCUAAUCGCUAUUCAUUAAGAGCAGAUGAGUGUGUUUAUAAGCAAGAUGAGAUGUGCAAUGGAAAUAGAAUGGGUGUAAUGUGUGGUUCGUGUAAAUAUGGAUCUAGUGUUAAAGUUGGUAUUCAGUCUUGCUCUUCUGAUUGUAAAAAUUCUAAUUUGUGGGGAUUGUUUCCUUUGUUACUUUGUCUCACCUUUUUAGUCUUUGUUAUCUUCAAAAUUAAUCUGGACGUUUUUACAUGUUACCUGAAUGUCUGGUUAUAUUUUUAUCAAGUAAUAAGUCUUGUUACAGGUGUGCAUGGUGACAUUGCUUUAGAUCCUUUUAUUGAGUUUAUAAUUGGCUUGGCACAGAUAACUAUCAAUGGCUUUGGUAGUUGUUUGUGGGAAGGAAUGGAUAAUUUACAAAAGCUUGGUUUCAGUUACUUGUUGCCUGUGUAUGUUUUUAUUGUGGUAUUCAUAAUUUCCUUGGUUGCUCGAAGAUUUCCUAAUUGUUACUUUGCAAGAAAUUCAACAUUUCGUGCAUCUUGCACACUUUUUGUACUCUGUUACUCCACUUUGGCCAGAGUUUCCAUGGAUAUACUCCGACCUUCUAAAGUUGGAGAUGAAAUUGUUGUGUUUUAUCAGGGAACAGUAACCUAUUUCAGUUCCUACCACAACUGUUUUGCUGUUCCAGCAAUUCUUAUUCUUCUCUUUAUUGUCAUUCCAUUUCCAUUGAUUCUUAUGUUUACUCCAUUCUUUACUAGACGUGUAAGAUUGUGUGUCUAUGUGACUCCGUUGUUUGAUACGUUCCAAUCUUGCUUCAAAGACGGAUACAGAUGGUAUGCUGCUUUUUACUUCUUUUCAAGAUUUUUCUUUCUUCUCUUUGCAACAUUCAUACCUUAUGGAGCCGUCAAAGCAUUAUUCAUGCAAAUUUCCUGUGUCAUCGUCCUCACUGUUCAUGUCUACCUUUGGCCAUAUUUGGAGAAGUACAACUGGAUCAACCGAGUAGAUGGUGUGCUUCUUACCACGUUGACAAUCAUCAGUAUCAUUGCUGCGCAAGCAACAAAUAACAUUUCCGCAAAUGCUAAGGAUACAAUGGUGACAAUCAUUGACAUUCUUACUUACACUCCGUUAGUGUAUGUUUUGGGGUUUGCUUUCUACCUUCUCUAUAAAUGGAUCCAACCAAAGCUACGUCCACCUGCGGAAAGCACGCAGAACUUAGAUAAUAUCGACGAUGUAAGCGAUUCGGCUUCUGUAAGAGUGAUAUGAUUAACAUUAAGUGGAAAUUGUCUUAAACUUCAAAGAUAGCAUAUAUUUUAGCCAUAUAUACAGUUUGUUGAUUGGUAAUGCCACAUGCAAAUCAGUGUUUUAUUAAGGUUAUAUAUAAAUUUACAAUAAGCUAAUAUUGUAAGAAUGUUAAGGUGGCUCAAUAUAGUUUAAAAAAAAAUCAAAUGUAUAUUUUACACGAGGCAAAUUUUGCUGAGACUUGCAAUACAAUUUCGAAUACAGAGCCGUGUAACCGUGUUAUCUAUAAAGUAUUCACAGAUAACUUUGAGCAUGGCCCGUAUUCUGCUCUGCUGACACUUUCUUUACAUAACAUACACGCGUAAAAAUCCGUGCCAUCAACAUUGUUGCAACUUGUUGACAAUCAUGUUAACAACUUGCAACAGUACUGAUGGUUGAACAACUUGUUAACAAUAUUGUUCACGGGGUGCAGCACAACAUUGUUCGCUCCUGUUUUGAACAACGCCGAACAACAUGAUCAAUUUUUACCCGUGUAUCCUUAAGAGAUAUAAAAUUUCCCGGCUCUUUGUAUUAUAAAACAUUGCGUGCAAGUUGGAGCAAAAAUUAUCUCUUGUAACAUGGUCUUUUGACAUCCCUGAAUUUUGUUAGAUGUUGGGAUUUAAGACUUACCUUAUCUUAGAUUUUUUCUGUCAUUUUGGAAUUUCUUCCUUUAAUAGGCGUUUUGUUAGUAUUGGCUAUUGGCUAUUGAGUAUAUCUAGCCACCUUGAUAUUGAGUAAAUCUUCAAGGUAGGGAACAAACAUUCUUAUAAGUGUAGAUGUAAAUAGUCAGGAGACGUUAUACUCACGACUACACAAACGUUUAAUAGUUUAUAGUUAUAUCUUUUACCUUAGAAUAUAUAUCAAUGUUAAAUAAAAUUUAUGUAAAUCAAUCUUUUUUUGCUCGUAUUGAAUUUGUAGGUUGAGUUGCGAGUCAUAGGAGAUUAAAGCACCGGUCAAACGAAGAUGAGAGUUCAAUUGUUUGCGGUCAAAAUAGUUCAAUAGUUGUAUUUAAAGGCAUAUCUGCAUUCUGCAACUCGCGCAAACAACUGGACACCAUUGAGAGAGUUUAAGGGUUCACAAAAAAUUGCUUAAAC